Molecule: messenger RNA, 690 nt
Organism: Suillus bovinus
Lineage: Eukaryota; Fungi; Basidiomycota; Agaricomycetes; Boletales; Suillaceae
Exons: 4
Coding region: 1-690 (229 amino acids)
Cellular component (GO): nucleus
Source: RefSeq, a predicted model, not a curated record
AUGACCAGUUACGAACACCUAGAGAUCCAAUACCCGUGGUCUCAGUAUGCCCCGCCCAUAUCCGUACACGCCGGAUCACUGCCACGUUCCUUGUCGCCAUGGUCCGACGACACGCCAUUCGUCGAACGUGAACAAACUAUUUGCUCCGAUUUCACAUGUUGCGGGUUGUCUCUCAGAGACCUUCACUCAUUGGUGGAUCACUUUGAGGAAGCACAUGUUGUAGUGUUCGACAACGCUGGGAAUGCUGUGUACCCGAACCCUAGUCCCAUCCUGCGCGUUUUAGAUCACGAGAACGAAGGUCCUUACAAGAGUUUUGUAUUGGGCUAUCCUGCACCAAAGGCUCCUGUGGCGUUUCUUGACCCGGAAUUUUGUUUCGAAUCAGCAUCCGAUCGCUCUUCACCCUCUGGCAGUUCAGAGUCGAUCAGUCCUGUAGAGACGAGUUCAGAGGAAUGUCUAUCACAAAACUCGUUCACAAAAGUGAAGAGCAAGCCAGUUCGCACUGGAAAACGAGUCCAUCGACCUGGUCAACGAAAAAAAGACAAGACAUAUAAUUGUCCCGCUCGGCGUAUUCAAGAGAAGAAAUCAACCCUAAUGGCAAAACAGACAUACUUGAAUGCAAAUGGGUUGAAAUAUCACCUCGAAAAAGGAACUUGUAAAAAUGAGAUGCCGAUGCCGGAGUUCUACCGCUAG